GGCAGGAUUUGGUUUCUAGACAGAGAACAUUCACUCGAUAGUGUUGCCCCUUUGUGACCCAAGUGGAUAGUCAGAGUUCAAGGCCCCAGGAUGUCCCAGUUGGGUCUAGAAAAUGAGUUAUUUGCGUCACUCUGCCGUGUGGCGGAAGGGGAUCCAAGAUGGUUCCAGUGUCACAGAUCUCACAUCUCCAGUCUCGAGCCGGUGCUCUGUCAACCCUGUGCACACCAGGUCAUUGUCCCAAGUGGAGAAGACACCAAGUUAUUUGCGUAACUCUGCCGUGUGGCAGAAGGGGAUCCAAGAUGGUUCCAGUGUCCCAGAUCUCGCAUCUUCAGUCUCGGGCCAGUGCUCUGUCAACCCUGUGCGCACCAGGUCAUUGUUCCAAGAGAAGAGGACACCAAGUUAUUUGCAUAACUCUGCCGUGUGGCAGAAGGGGAUCCAAGAUGGUUCCAGUGUCCCAGAUCUCGCAUCUUCAGUCUCGGGCCAGUGCUCUGUCAACCCUGUGCGCACCAGGUCAUUGUUCCAAGAGAAGAGGACACCAAGUUAUUUGCGUAAAUCUGCCGUGUGGCGGAAGGGGAUCCAAGAUGGUUCCAGUGUCCCAGAUCUCGCAUCUUCAGUCUCGGGCCAGUGCUCUGUCAACCCUGUGCGCACCAGGUCAUUGUCCCAAGUGGAGAAGAGAUCAAGGAUAACGGAAGAUUUGAAAGCUGACUGGUGUGAUUUAUUUUCAAAAUGGAGCAGUAAACUGCCCAGUUUGUCAGAGGAGGAAACUGAAAAAUUCCAGAGGGCUGUCAAAGCUGGGAACCUCUCAGAAGCCAUGUCUGUGGUGAACAUGUCUGAGGUCAUGUUAAGAAAUACCAAGCUCAACAUCGCCAUCACAGGGAACUCGGGCUCUGGGAAGUCGUCUUUCAUCAAUGCCAUAAGAAGCUUGAAUGAUGAUGACAGAGGCGCAGCUGAGACUGGGGUGACAGAAACAACAAAGGAUCCAACUGCUUACCCCCAUCCCAUUCACCCAAAUGUGAUUGUGUGGGACCUUCCUGGGAUCGGAACAACGAAAUAUCCGGCAGAAACAUACCUGACCGACGUGAAGGUUUGUCGUUAUGAUUUCUUCAUCAUCAUCGCAGCUGUGCGCUUCACAGAAGCUGACACCAAACUUGCCAAAGAAAUCAACAGCAUGGGGAAGAAGUUUUACUUUGUCCGUACCAAGGUGGAUGCGGACUUGGUUAAUGAACGAAGAAAAAGAGAUUUCAAUGAGGAGAAAACUCUAGAGGCAAUCAGAAGUGACUGCAUGGAGCAGCUACAAGAAGCAGGCAUCAGCUCCCCACAGGUUUUCCUGGUGUCAAGAUGGGACUUUGACAAGUACGAUUAUCCCCAACUGCAGGAGACUUUGGCAAAUGACCUCAACAUUCACAAGAGACACAUUCUCAUCUGUGCCCUGCCCAGCACCUCUGAAGAAAUCUUGAAAGAGAAACAGAAGGCCCUGCAGGAACAGAUCUGGAAACAAGCCCUGAAGUCGUGCGCUCUCGCCGCUGUUCCUCUCCCAUUUCUCUCCGUUAAGUGCGAUGUCGACAUCUUGGUGGAGAACAUGAGGGAGUAUUGCAAGUCCUUUGGCCUGGAUAAUGAUUCCAUCAAAUCACUUGCUAAACAAGUUCGGAUGUCUGUUACUGAGCUGAAGUCUGUGAUAAAGUCCCCUCUGGCCAAAGAUAUAACAAAAGAAGAGGCUUUGAAGCGGCUCAGAGAGGCUACAGGGGAACCUAUAAUGACAGUUAAAUAUUUUAUCAGCAUGAUACCACUGAUUGGCACUGGGAUAGCAGCAAAGAAAUCUUACAGUAUCACCUAUGAAGUGCUACAUACGUUUUUGGAUGAAGUUACAGAAGAUGCUCAACGAGUCCUGAAAAAGGCUUUGGAGGGAGCAGAGAAUAACCUAUAAGAGUGUCCCAAGGCAGAGCUUCUCCCCAGCUUCCCAGGAUAAACUGCCACAGCCCCGGUCUCCUUUCUGCAGUUUGAUUGUCCCAAAUGUAAACAAACCAAGAGACAAAACCAUUUUUCAGCUCAGCCUUCCACUGCCGACUUUCACGGCCUCCCCUCCCAGGGGUCUCUGGCAGUCCUGCUGCUCCUGCUUCCUGGCUCUCUCUCAGCCAGCCCCUCCUCAGUGGGUCUCUCUAGGGUCUGUCCACACUGCACACUAAGCAUGGACUCUGACUUGGGUUGGAUCCUCAGCCCCACUUCCUUCCACAGCCAAAUCAGUCAGACUCGGGUCAGUGAGCAUGCAGGAGCAGGUUGUAAGACUCUGAGUCCCCCAAGCCCUGUUAUUCUGCAAUGUGGACGCAGCUCAAGCUGCAGACCCAUAUCAGAAGCUCUGUGUGCUGCAGUGCGGACGUGCCCAAGAUCUGGGUCCA
Molecule: messenger RNA, 2393 nt
Organism: Mauremys reevesii (Reeves's turtle)
Lineage: Eukaryota; Metazoa; Chordata; Testudines; Geoemydidae
Product: interferon-inducible GTPase 5-like
Exons: 6
Coding region: 113-1924 (603 amino acids)
Cellular component (GO): membrane
Molecular function (GO): GTPase activity; GTP binding
Source: RefSeq, a predicted model, not a curated record